AUGUUAGUUUGCUAUCCUAAUUGUGAAGAGUUGAUUAUUCCAGAGUCUUACUUGAAGUUGGUAAAUGAAUCUGACUUGAAUGAAGAAGAAAUUCAGAGCUCAUUGAAGAGGAUUAUUAUCAAACAUUCCAAUUCCACGCAACCAUCCAAGUAUGGAACACUUAAAUUUGCAUUGCAAGGUUUCUUCUCAAAGGCAACUAUAUCAUUUGAUGAAAUUAGAAAGGAUGAACUCCAAUUCGCAACUCUUCCUUCCAGCAAUAGAACUAUCAUAGUUGACUGUUAUGAAGAUGUACUUUUCAAAAAAAUUGAAAGUACUGAAAAGCAUUUCAAAGUUAUGGACAAUUCUCUCAUUAAGAAUCGUAUUAGAAACAUGAAGAUUGAAUUCGCUCAAUGCAUUAUUUCUAACAACUAUUCAAAAUUUGCAAUCAUUGAUAAUUCCUUGAAUAUGUUAGAAGGAUUGAAGCGUAACAAAGAGCUCAUGCUCCAAACAAUUCAUCAAGCCAUUGAAAACUAUCAUGAUAUCUUUACCAAUGACCAAUUAUAUCAAGAAAUUACUGAAAGAUUUGAUGCUUGCUUAUCAACCAUUGAAGGAGAAUACUUUAGCGAAUUUCACUUCUCUAAAUAUUAUAGUGAAUUGGAAACUCUCUUCCACCAAAUGGUUCAAGUCAUUGAGGAUAAUGGCUAUCCAUCAAAAGUUCUAUUCAAUGAACAAUGGUUCAACGAGCAAAUUGUUGAGCUGUAUGGUUAUCAAAGUGAAGAAGUUCAAGUUUACGAAGACUCACAGGAAGAAAUGGAGAAGGCAAUCUUUGCUUUAAUGUUAGAUGAAGAAGAAACAGUGGAUAUUGAAAUUGAUGAUUGUGAAAUGGAGUAA
Naegleria gruberi is the source of this 870-nucleotide messenger RNA. RefSeq lists its product as uncharacterized. The transcript has a single exon. NCBI's taxonomy places the organism in Eukaryota, Heterolobosea, Eutetramitea, Acrasida, Naegleriidae. The record is from RefSeq and is a predicted model, not a curated record. Bases 1 to 870 code for a protein of 289 amino acids.